AUUUUUAGGGUUUAGAGCAAGAGUAACCAACCAACGGACUAAGGUUUAUACUUGACACUCUUGAGUCGCAAACCCAGAAACCCUAAACCCUCCAAAUUCGCAUCCUCUUCUUCUCUAACAGAAAUCCCUCUCAUACAUACUCAUUCAGGGAGAAAGAUCGAAAAUGGAGCCGAGAUUAGCCAAUACAUGGCGUUUAACAGUGAACGAGAAGAAAUUCAUCGAGACCGCUCUGCAAUCGGACCUCCGAAUAGACGGUCGUCGCCCUUUCGAAUACCGAAAAAUCUCCAUCAAGUUCGGCAGAGAAGACGGCUCGACGGAAGUGCAGUUGGGUCAGACCCAUGUGAUGGGCUUUGUGACUGCCCAGUUGGUCCAGCCAUACAAGGACAGACCCAACGAGGGCACGCUCUCCAUCUUCACCGAGUUUUCUCCCAUGGCCGAUCCUUCAUUCGAGCCGGGCCGUCCCGGAGAAGCUGCAGUGGAGUUGGGACGUGUAAUAGACCGCGGUCUAAGGGAAAGCAGGGCGGUGGAUAUGGAAUCACUUUGUGUUAUUUCUGGGAAGUCAGUAUGGUCGGUCCGUGUUGAUCUCCACAUUCUAGAUAAUGGGGGAAACCUUAUUGAUGGUGCUAAUAUUGCUGCUUUAGCGGCUCUCAUGACAUUCAGGAGGCCUGAAUGUUCAUUAGGAGGAGAAGAUGGUCAGGAAGUGAUAGUGCACCCACCUGAGGUAAGGGAGCCACUUCCUUUAAUAAUACAUCAUCUCCCUAUAGCAGUGACAUUUGCGUUUUUCAGUAACGAGACCAGUGUGGUGAUAGACCCAACCCACUAUGAAGAAGCUGUUAUGGGGGGACGAAUGACUGCUACACUUAAUGCAAAUAAUGAUAUUUGUGCCAUUCAAAAAGCUGGCGGUGAGGGUGUCUUGCAAAGUGUAAUCAUGCAAUGUUUGCGAAUUGCUGGUCAAAGGGCUCAUGAUAUAACUACCAAGAUAAAAAACGCGGUUGAAUCAUACAACACGGAAAGGGCAUUAAGGAAGAUCAAGCGCCAUUCCAAUUCUGUUUCUUUAGAUGUCUGUGAUGCUGAUGUUGAUGUAGUCAGUGAGAGAUCAAAGCUGAUACCUGGGAAAAGCAUAGCUGAUCAGAGUAUGGAUAUAGAAGGUGAAACCAAAUCAUCUAAACAAGGGCAAACUAGCAGGAUAGACGGAGAUGCUAAGAACUUCAUUGGAGGACCCUCAAGUUGGGAUCCGUACGCUGGGGGUGUCAAUUUGGAUUCCCUGAAAGCUUCUCUAGCUUCACGCGGCACAUCAACACCAAGUAGGAAGGAAAAAUACUCGAGGGGAGAGAAUAUGUCAUGUGAAGCUGACCCAGUUGAACCACCCGAAGAUAAUAGUUUAGCUUCUUCACCUAUUGAGGCGGCCAAAACUCCUUUGGGGACAAAUGGAGAGAAAACGUUGAAGGAUGCUGUGAAGUCCAAGAACAAGAGAAAAAAGAAGGCAUCCUCUGCUGGUGGAAGUUAGAUGAACUUCUGUCACUAGCAUAUACUGGGUCAGCUCACUUCGAACUUACAGAGGGCAAUUCUAGUUCAAACUCUCAAGACUUAGAAGACAUGCGGUGUGAUUGAAACGAGCAGGAGUCAGAAGCAAUGGAAGUGAAGAUGAUCACUGCACCAAAGGUUUGGCUUGAGUAAUGUACCAAGAUCUAAGUUGUUCUACAUUGACAAAUGGAUCAACAAUUGCUUUAUCUCCUCCCAUUUUUGACCAAAGUUACUAAGUUGUAAAUUAUUAAGUUACUUCUUAGGGGAAGGCAUUUAGGUUUGCACCCUAUAGUGGAUCAUUAGGGCUUCUUUUUCUUUUUCUUUUUUCUUUUUCUUUUUUUUCUUUUUUUUCAUUAUAUCCAAUUGUACACCAAGAUGCUACUGAGAUAAUUUAUUUUUGUUAAUGCACAGAAAAUGAGGUAAACUAGAAUAUCUAGAAUAUCU
Molecule: messenger RNA, 1968 nt
Organism: Corylus avellana
Lineage: Eukaryota; Viridiplantae; Streptophyta; Magnoliopsida; Fagales; Betulaceae
Product: exosome complex component RRP45A
Biological process (GO): nuclear polyadenylation-dependent rRNA catabolic process; U1 snRNA 3'-end processing; nuclear-transcribed mRNA catabolic process, deadenylation-dependent decay
Cellular component (GO): cytoplasmic exosome (RNase complex); nuclear exosome (RNase complex)
Molecular function (GO): mRNA 3'-UTR AU-rich region binding
Source: RefSeq, a predicted model, not a curated record